Messenger RNA from Oncorhynchus tshawytscha (Chinook salmon), 2840 nucleotides. Its product is annotated as gastrula zinc finger protein XlCGF26.1-like. Gene Ontology annotation, molecular function: DNA-binding transcription activator activity, RNA polymerase II-specific; RNA polymerase II cis-regulatory region sequence-specific DNA binding. Gene Ontology annotation, cellular component: nucleus. The record is from RefSeq and is a predicted model, not a curated record. Lineage: Eukaryota; Metazoa; Chordata; Actinopteri; Salmoniformes; Salmonidae. The transcript is spliced from 3 exons. The coding region runs from base 139 to 2112 and encodes 657 amino acids. Gene Ontology annotation, biological process: regulation of transcription by RNA polymerase II.
CCGAGGUCAAAAGGUAUACAUCAGAACACAUCGGAAGGAAAGUCACAGACGAUAUAAUAAAACAUAUUUAGAGUAAUCAGGUUCUCUAAAGUCCUGCCAUUGACUGCAUUGUCGUUGUUGCCACACGAGCAGAACAAUAUGAAUCCACUCAGUUCAGAGAAGGAAACAUUGAUGGAUGAAAUUGAAAAGAGUUUAUGGAAUUUAACUGAGGACAAUUUACGCUACCUGUGUGAACGGUGUGGAAUGGAUGGCUCUGAAAUUAAAGGGAUGAAUCAUCGCUUAUUAAGGCGUAAAGUCAUGGAGGAAAUGUGGGACAAUACGGAGUCAAUGAAAUCAGAGGAGCAGGGAAUGUCUUGGUUAGUCCAACUGAAAGAGGACAUCAGGAGGACACAGGAGGAGGGUAGCAGUGCACUCAUGAGUCCCGGCCAAUCAGAUGACGUAGACCGGAAUGAAGAACACAACAAGGGGGACAGGGAUUGGUUGCCUAGCAACGGACUGACAGCGGAACCCUUGCAUCCCAGCCAAUGUGAUGAUGAUGCUGUAGACUGCGAUGAAGAUUGGAAUGAAGAGGGAGGAGCUGGGUUGCUUAGCAAUGGACUGGAGGCGGAGUCAGCUCCAGAGAGCCACAGUUACGACAAGCCUCCACCACCCCCCUCCCCUCUCCCAGAGUCUCCGGGUCGUGCCUCUCCCAGCAGGGCAGUAUUGUGUGGUCUGAAGAGGGUGUCUGUACGGCUCGACGACUGCAGGAAGACACCAAGGCAGAGUAGCCAUAUAAUACACAAGACAACACAGACGGGAGAGAAACCCCACAGCUGGUCUAAUGCUGAACAACACAAAACCCUCUCAGGAGACAGGCCUGGCUCCCACAUCUGUGAUCACUGUGGGAAGAAUUUUGUCACAGCUACGAAUCUGAAAACACAUUUACUGUGUCUGUCUGGAGAGAAACCUUACAUGUGCUCUGAAUGUGGAAAGAGAUUCACGCAGGCCGGCAAUCUUAAGAGACACCAGAGAACUCAUACUGGGGAGAAGCCGUUUGUUUGUCCUCGUUGUGGGAAAGACUACAAUGAUUCUGGAAACUUAAAGAAACACAUGAGGUCCCAUGCUGUUAAACAACACACAGGGAACCCCAAAGUGAAACCUUACCUCUGCUCUGAUUGUGGGAAGCAAUUCAUUGGAAAACAAAGCCUUGAAUAUCACCGAGAGGUUUUUCACACAGAUCACCCUCACCGCUGUGGUCAAUGUAAGAAGAGCUUCAUAACUGCAGGAAGGCUGGAAUCGCACAUAAAAACAAGGCACCCGCCAAGUGAUCCUCUGAAGAAUCCACAUGUGUGCUUGGAAUGUGGAAGGGGAUUCCCUGUGGCUGCUAGUCUUAAAAGACACCUGAGAAUUCAUUCUGAGGAGAAACCGUACUCCUGCCCUCAGUGUGGAAACAGUUACAGUGAUCGUGGAAAUUUAAAGAAACACAUCAGAACUCACACAGAAGAGAAACCCUACCACUGCCUGGUGUGCGGGAUGAAGUUCCGUCAUACAAAAACGUUACAACGGCAUCACCAGGAGAACCACAAGGGGGAGACACUGGGUCCCAUCCACAGGCACCAAGACCCUCUUCCAUGCCCCCACUGCGGGGAGGUGUUCUCUACCAAGGCUCUUCUAAAGGAUCAUGUACGGACCCACCCUAGCCGGGUCCACUGCUCCCAGUGCGACAAGACCUUUUCCAAUAAAGGUAACUUACUUGUUCAUCAGAGGAAACACACUGGAGAGAGGCCUUACCUUUGCCCUCAGUGUGGGAAGAGUUUCUCUCUGGCAGGUAGUCUAAAACUUCAUCUCCGGAUUCAUGCGGGUGAGAAACCUUACUGCUGUACUUACUGUGACAAGAGAUUCACAAGGAAGGGCCACUGCAAUAGCCACAUGCGAAUCCACACUGGAGAGAAACCGUACCAAUGCCCUGACUGCGGGAGGAGGUUUGCUGACGGUAACGUCCUGAAAAACCACCGGCGUACCCACACAGGAGAGAAACCGUUCCAGUGCCGCAUGUGUGAUAAAGCCUUCGCCCAGUUGACCAGUCUGAAGAAACAUCAGGAGACACACAGCCAUAAUCACACUGUAAGAUAAAGCCUUGGCCCAGUUGAGCAGUAUGAAGAAACAUCAGGAGACACAAAUCCAGCCCGUCUCUGUCGGGAAUCGCUACGUACCAUACAAUCAGUCCAUCCCUAAUACUUACCCACCCUGUCCCUUUGGCCCUCACCAUGUUGGCAGUUCUAGGGAGGGAUUUGGGACCAGGGGACUGAAGUUACCAGAGACAAACAGCUGUAAAUACAACUUUGUAUCGCCGACUUCCUCUCAUUAGGGGCCAUCGGAAGGCAUUGGAUCAGGUGUCUUCUUGAUCUCUGGUUUUAAAAGACUUGUCAGCAAUCUUACCAACCAUGACCAGUUCAUUUUAAAUGACAAAUGUGGGUAUCCUGUUAGCCUGACAUCCAGACCUGUUAGCCUGACAUCCAGACCUGUUAGCCUGACAUCCAGACCUGUUAGCCUGACAUCCAGACCUGUUUUGUGCUAAAAUUCCACUCUCCAUGCCAUGUUUGGCAUAUUAGAAUUAGAAAACUGGAUACUGUGUGGAAUGUAAGCACAACUAGACUGCUACCCAGGCUAAUAUCUUGUAUGUCUAACAAAUCAUAUUUUUUUUCUGUCUCAAACUGAAAUGAUUCUGCUCGGCUCCCCGUUCAAGUUGAGUUUACAUUUUAGCCCUGGAGUUUUGGUAUUAACUGUGGAUGUUUAGAUAUGUUGUCCAUUUGAAUUUAUUGCUGAACCCCAACUACAGUUAAUAAAAAUGGUGACAGCAA